This is a messenger RNA of Lytechinus pictus (painted urchin), 6278 nucleotides long. RefSeq names its product zinc finger protein 569-like. Gene Ontology annotation, molecular function: protein binding. The coding region runs from base 133 to 2769 and encodes 878 amino acids. NCBI's taxonomy places the organism in Eukaryota, Metazoa, Echinodermata, Echinoidea, Temnopleuroida, Toxopneustidae. The transcript has 6 exons. The record is from RefSeq and is a predicted model, not a curated record.
ACACGGGUCCACUGCACUGGAACGUCAUGCAUACACUAUUAAAGGCACAGCCUGAUUGCAGCAGUGAACAAUUGUUAAAGUGAGCAAGUGAUUAAAGUUUAAAACAGCAGAGGCAGGGUCUCUGUUUGGGCAAUGGAGUACAAUUACAUUCAUGACCAGCAGGAAACCCGUUCGAACCAAGAAAGCGGCCAAGGGCAACCUCAGAUUCAGCCUCCACUUCAGUACCAUCAUCACCAGCAGUAUCCUCCACCACCACACCAUGCUAUCCAGUCAGGGUACCAUGGACUUAGAUUGGCCCCAUACAUCAACUCUCUUCAAGCUCCAGUUUCUCUGGCGGGACAGGUGCCCAGUUCAGAAGGCCUUCACCUGUCUCGAAGUUCUGUCACCUCGGGAUCAACGACCAUCACCAACAGGGAAAGCCCCGGACAAAGAGGACAUAACUAUGAUCAUGUCCUUGCAGCUGCUAUGCAAGUGGACAGCACAUCACUUCACUACCAGGCAGCUCUUUCCAGUGGUGCUGUACAACCCCAGCAGGUUCCAACAACACUGCCUGCCACUGUUGCAACCCCACCAUCCCUGCAACCGCCAUCAACUCUCAACUCCUCACAAGAUCCAAGCUACCUCAUUGAAGACCUCUCCAACUCAACACGCAACAGUGUUGCUGCAACCCAAAGCACCAUGCAUGCCACACCACCUCACUGCAACCCUGCUGUGAGCAAUAUAAAUCCUGUCUCACCAACAACUCUCAUCAGCAAGAAGAAGGGUCCUCCUCGAACAAGAACAAAGAGGGACAGUCUUCCACAACCGAUGGUUCAGAUUGUUGAACCUCAGGUUCAGCACCACAGGCGUAAGGAAUAUGUCCCAAGUUUCACCAAGUACUGUCAAACAGAACCUUUGUUUGACGAGAUUUGGAAAUCCGAAGGUGUGAGGGCAGAGCCAUCGAGUCUUCCUUCGGGUCUGGCAUUCAUCCAAUCGGUGGGCGAGGAGAAUAAGAUAAAGGGUGUGACUUCUCAAAAGGACUUGGAAGAAGGAGAAACGUUUGGGCCGUACACUGGAGAGUUUGUGAAAGAAGGUUUAGGCUGUUACAACCCAUCAACGUGGGAAGUAUGUGUACGAGGCAGAGCUUGGUUCUAUCUUGACGGAUCCAUGGACCCUGAUAAUUGGAUGCACCAUGUCCAGUAUGCCAGGAACACCAAGGAACUGAACAUGGAAGCUUUUCAGUCCUAUGGGGAUAUCUACUUCCGUAUCACCAAACCUAUCAAAUCAGGAACAGAGCUUAGAGUCUUCUAUAGUCCAGAGUACAGGAAGAGGGUUGGAUUCCAGACCAGUCUGGAUGAACUUCAGGUAGACCAAGAUAACCAAAUGUUCCAAUGUCAAGAUUGUAAGUGCCGUUACACCAACGCCAAGAGCCUCUCUAGACAUCUCAAGUUUGAGCAUGACAAGGAGAACUUACGGAAUGUGGCCGACUUGAAGGUCAAUGUUCAAUCUCAAAUCUUCACAUCACCGAGGCUCGAGUUUAUCACUUCCUUCCGCAAGAAGGAGGCAAGAACUGGGAAUGCAGCAGCAGAGGAACCUGUUGCUGAGGACACACCAAAGAAAAACUUGACAGAAGAGAAGAGCAAGAAGUUCCUGCAAGUGAAGUAUGUUCCUUUGAAAACCGGGAAACAGAGCACUGCUGGGGACAGUCGAGCUAACAGAAGUAAGAAAAGAGACCUUAUGAAGAGAUUCUCUUGUAAGAGAUGCGGUAAGCUAUUCCCAUCGGAAGGACACCUCAGAGAACAUUCAGCAUUCCACCAAGAGACCAAAGACAUCAAACCAAUCUGUGAGGUGUGUGGACUGGAGUGUAAGCACCAAAGGGCUCUCAAACAGCACAUGCUAUCUCAUGAUUCGUCAUCAUUCCAGUGUCAGAAGUGCCACAAGUUCUUCAAGCGGAAAGGAUGUUAUGUUUACCACCUUCGACACGACCAUAAGAUCUUUGUUGGGACUCGUUGGAUGAGAGGAAGCAUUGAGGAUCAGAUGACAAGGUAUGUCGGACCUGAAGAGGAGACUGAGGAAUCUCCUCAACCUUUCCAUCCAGAACUCCCCAAGGACAUGCUUGGAAAGCGAAUACUAAUUACCAGCAAGAAACCAAAGGUCUUCAAAUGUAAGUACUGUCCAAAGAAGUUUUCUGCCCACAACUUGGUGUACAAGCACGAAAUGACUGUGCAUACGAACAGUGGUCGUUACAAGUGUGAGUUUUGUCCCCAGACGUUUAUCGAAAAGACCAGGUUUAUGGUGCACAGGCGAAAACACACAUUGGAUCGCCCCUUCAAGUGCGAGGAGUGCCCACGUUCCUUCUCUUCAGAGAGCGCCCUCAAGAACCACCUUCCAGAACACCGCGGUGAACGACCCUACCAGUGUGACAUCUGUGGCAAGGGAUUCCGAACACGGAAAUACAUGACAACACACAAGAGACGUGUUCACAUGGCACCGACAGUAUUCCUUAACUGUAGCUUCUGCGACAAGACAUUCAAGCAUAAGACAGCGCUGUCGCGACACGAGAAGUGCCACAAAGGAAUCCGACCCCAUGUUUGCCUGACGUGUGGACGUGCCUUUGGGACCAAGUGCUCACUGCAGUCUCACAUGCACAUACAUACCGGUGAGAAGCCAUUCGAAUGUCCAGUGUGUCAACAGAAAUUUGCCCUAAGCCACCAUCUGUCCACCCACAUGAUUCGCCAUGAUCGCAAAGCUUUAGCUGCUCCUUCAGAUAAAGACCCAGUUGAUGUUUGAGGAAUGGAUUAAACCUAUCGAAAUUAAUCGUUAGGUUGUAACAGGAAACUGAUGAGAUCUAUGGGUCUGCAGUAAAAACUCAGUAAACUUCCCAUUCUUCCUUGCAGGGCUGAGUUAUUUUUAAAAAUGUUCCAUCCAGAUUCCAAUUUCAUAGUACCAGUUACAAACUGGUAUUCCUAUACUUAUAGAUGGAUGUCAGAAAUUUGAACACAAUAAGAAAAGAAAGAAUGGUCACUUCCUUGCAUUGGUGGAACCAAUCGAGUGACAUUACCAAAUUUGGGUCGUACUUGUUCAACCCAUUCUGUACCUUAGACAUUAAUAACCCUGUUCCCGGGUUCUUAAUACCUAGAAUGCAACAUGAUAAAACAUAGUCUUUGAAAAGUUUGAAUAUAUGCUGAUGAGAACAAAAAUCCACUGCUCUUUUCAACGUUCUUAUCAUAAUAUUUUCAAGAAACAAAUAUGUUUAUAGUAUGCUUCCAAGCAAUUCUAAAUUGCUCCUAAUAAAGAUUGAUUCGCCAUCAUUGUGAUCAAUAUUUAAGCUUUUUUUCUGAUUGUUUUAUGAAAGGGUAUACAUGUAUUCCAAAUGCUGUCUUAUUGCUCGGGGCAUGUAUAUAUGACAGAGCUCCUAGAUGUUCAAUUUCCUUUGAAUUUUUUUUCUUUUCCCCUGAAAAAUGUCACUUCACUCUGCUUCCAAUCUCCAUCGUAGGAUAGUGAAGUAUGAAAAAACAAAAUUAUGACAACUGAAAACAGAAGUUGUUGCCUCAUUGGAAAUGUUCAUUGUGAGCUAUCAAAUUCUUAUGAUAUUUUAAAAGAAUAUAGGAGUAUGGUUGCUCAUCCAAUGUCUACUUUUUACAAGUAUAUUGAAAAUAUUCUGAAUAAUGGCUGAAACUUUUGGGCCGAUACACGCUUAUCCAUGUAUUGUGCGUGUGACCUCCAUAAGAAUUGACUAAUUUAUUAUUUCAUGACUCCAUUGCUUUUCAGUGAAGUUCUUAGAUCAUUUAUAUAAACAGCCUUUCACAAUAACUCCAAUACACUUGCCUAUAAGUCAAACCAGAACAAAAUUUUAUCAACUGUGAAUCUUGCCAUGCCCCAUUUGUGGCUCUUGUUAUUUCAUUUUUUAACUAUGCAUGAAACAAUCCUGUGUUUCUUAGAGAUUUACAGGGAUAUUGUAUAUAAACAAUACGUAUAAUAUUUUUGCUUUUGAUUUAGAGCUUGAGAGAGAGAACAUGGCAUUUUUAUAGGUAAAUUGCUAUAGUCUCUGAAAGCACUAUUCUAUUUGUAUUUGUUUUUUUUUUUAUAAUAUAGUUUUAUGUCAUAUAUUCAUACAGAAAUAUCUUGAUAUUCAAGGUUUUUGUCUCACCUGCAUAGCAGAGUGAGACUAUAGGCGCCGCUUUUCCGACGGCGGCGGCGGCGGCGUCAACACCAAAUCUUAACCUGAGGUUAAGUUUUUGAAAUGACAGCAUAACUUAGAAAGUAUAUGGACCUAGUUCAUGAAACUUGGCCAUAAGGUUAAUCAAGUAUUACUGAACAUCCUGCCUGAGUUUCAUGUUACAUGACCAAGGUCAAAGGUCAUUUAGGGUCAAUGAACUUAGACCAUGUUGGGGGAAUCAACAUCAAAAUCUUAACCUAAGGUUAAGUUUUUGAAAUGUCAUCAUAACUUAGAAAAUAUAUGGACCUAGUUCAUGAAACUUAUACAUAAGGUUAAUCAAGUAUCACUGAACAUCCUGCAAGAGUUUGACAUCACAUGACCAAGGUCAAAGGUCAUUUAGGGUCAAUGAACUUUGGCCGAAUUGGGGGUAUCUGUUGAAUUACCAUCAUAACUUUGAAAGUUUAUGGAUCUGAUUCAUGAAACUUGGACAUAAUAGUAAUCAAGUAUUACUGAACAUCCUGUGCAAGUUUCAGGUCACAUGAUCAAGGUCAAAGGUCAUUUAGGGUCAAUGAACUUUGGCCAAAUUGGGGUAUUUGUUGAAUUACAGCCAUAAAUUUGAAAGUGCGUUGGUCUAGUUCAUAAAACUUGGAUAUAAGAGUAAUCAAGUAUCACUGAACAUCCUGUGCACAUUUUAGGUCACAUGACCAAGGUCAAAGGUCAAUGAACUUUGGGCACAAUGGGAGUAUCUGUUGAAUUACCAUCAUAACUUUGAAAGUUGAUGGAUCUGACUCUUGAAACUUGGAUAUAAGACUAAUCAAGUAUCACUGAACAUCCUGUGCGAGUUUCAGGUCACAUGAUCAAGGUCAAAGGUCAUGUAAGGUCAAAGAACUUUGGCCACGUUGGGGGUUUUUGUUGAAUUGCCAUCAUAUCUCUAUAAGUGUAUUGGUCUAGUUCAUAGCACGUGGAAAUAAGAGUAACCAAGUAUCACUGAACAUCUUGUGCAAGUUAUAGUAGUUUUCAAAAUCAGCACUGCUGCUAUAUUGAAUCGCGUGAUCCAGGUGAGACGGCCAGAGGCAUUCCACUUGUUUUAGCUUGCCAUUUAUCCUAUGACCAAAUAUUGAAUUGAUGUCAUGUGGCAUCACAAUAUGCUUAAAGCAUUAAUAACUCUGUUAUAUUCCUUGACGCAUUUUGCCAAACAUUCAUUUUUUUUCUUCCAUUUGUUUAUCCAAUUUCAUGCCAGGAUUAAUUUCACCUUUCAGUGUCAUUUUAUGCAUUGAUGUUUCUAUUAUCACUUUAUUGAUAAGUGUUAAUAGUUGCAUACACAGGGCCAGUGCCAGGGGGGGUGAAGUUGCCCACUGACAUCUCCCCCCUGUGAUUUUUCGAGUAACUCACGGGGGGUGAAAAAAUGAGAGGAGAAAAAGGAAGAAAGAAGGAAGACGAAACAAAAAAACAAAAAAAAGGAAAGGUUUAUCCUUGGGUGGAAUAACUCCGAAAAUACUUUAUAACAUCAUUGGUAAAAAUGUGACAUUUAGGUUGUCUUUUCACCUCCUGCCGCCCCCCCCCCCCCCCCCCAUCAAAAUAUCCUGUACUGCUCCUGUGUGUACAAACUUAGACAUUUACCAACUCUCAAAGAUAUUUAUGCAAUAUACAUCUAUCUCUAUACCUUGCAUUCUUCUUGCCGUUGUGAUAUGAAGGAUUUUUUUUAAUUGUAAAAUCCUUUAUAUCAAUUGAUGAAGCAUUGCUUAAAAUGCUACAAAAAUACCUAUGAGUUGUUGAUAUGCCAAAAAGAAACCCAAAUGUUGAUGAAAAUAUAGAUAAAACAGUAGGGCUAUGGAAUAGAAAAUUUGUAGUAUUAUUUUUACCCUGUGGGACUAGAAAAUUGAACUUUUAACUACAACAGUUAUUGUUUUGUGCCAAGACUAGUGAAAUUAUAGAGGAUCAUGUCGUAUAUUUAACUAUAUUGUAUCUUAUCUAUAGCAAUUUUUUUAGCAUGUGUAAUGUUCUAAUAAGAUCUUACAUAACCUGUCAAAAAGCCAAAUGAUCAUGUCUGUCCCGUUGCAGAUGGACAGUAUUUGCAUUGUAUUUAUAAAUAAAGAUGUCAUCUUAUAUAAUAUGGUUAAUAAAAAAAAUAACCUGAAGC